Messenger RNA from Agrilus planipennis (emerald ash borer), 2068 nucleotides. Its product is annotated as mitogen-activated protein kinase 15. Gene Ontology annotation, biological process: protein phosphorylation; intracellular signal transduction. The transcript has 6 exons. Bases 337 to 1893 code for a protein of 518 amino acids. NCBI's taxonomy places the organism in Eukaryota, Metazoa, Arthropoda, Insecta, Coleoptera, Buprestidae. Gene Ontology annotation, molecular function: ATP binding; MAP kinase activity. The record is from RefSeq and is a predicted model, not a curated record. Gene Ontology annotation, cellular component: cytoplasm; nucleus.
AUAGCAACAAAAAGAAAUUUAAAACGUCAGGAAUAAACAAGAAUAUUAUUUUUAAUUAUAAAAUCAAUUCCAAACAAGUCAAGCAUGCACUUGUAACGUUUUAACCCAAUAGGUAUUUCUACCCCGAUUGUACUCGAGUUCGCAUCCCUUUUUUUUAUCAAAGAAAGCCUCUAUCAAUAAAAACAAUUUACUAAAUUGCCGUGAACAAUAAUUUGGUAAUUUUUGACGAUUUUUGAGUGAUGAAUGUUACAUUUUAUCGAUGUUUUACACAGCGACUCCCAGUGAACUUUUAAACUUUUGUAACAAAGUUCUGUAUACAGAGGUGCACCAAAAAGUAUGGCACAACCAAAAGAUAAAAUGCCCGAAAUUGACGAACAUAUUUUAAAAAAGUUUGAUAUUCAAAAGAGACUCGGGAAGGGGGCUUAUGGAAUAGUAUGGAAAGCUAUUGAUCGUAAAACUAAAGAUGUAGUGGCUGUGAAAAAAAUUUUUGAUGCUUUUCGCAAUCAGACUGACGCGCAACGAACAUUCAGGGAAAUUAUGUUUCUGAGAUCAUUCAAAGAUCAUCCAAAUAUAAUUCGACUACGCAGUAUACAUAGAGCUGCCAAUAAUAGAGACAUAUAUUUAGGUUUUGAAUAUAUGGAAACAGACCUGCAUAAUGUCAUUAAAAGAGGGAAUAUCCUUAAGGAUAUUCACAAACGUUAUAUAAUGUACCAAUUACUCAAAGCAAUCAAAUAUAUACAUUCUGGAGAUGUAAUUCACAGGGAUUUAAAGCCAAGCAAUGUUCUCUUAGACAGCAUGUGCAGAUGCAAAUUAGCGGAUUUUGGCCUGGCCAGGUCUUUGACCCAAUGUUCCGAAAAUAGUCCUGAUAACACGGAUCCUACGUUGACUGAUUAUGUUGCCACGCGAUGGUACAGAGCCCCAGAAAUACUAAUUGCAAACAGAAAUUACACUAAGGGUAUAGAUAUGUGGAGUAUAGGAUGCAUUUUAGGGGAAAUGCUUUUGGGAAAACCAAUUUUCCCUGGAACUUCCACAGUAAAUCAAGUAGAACGAAUAAUGUCGACGAUAGAGUCACCUUCAUCCGAAGAUAUCAGCGCAAUAUGUGUAUCGGGGGUUGGUACCUCGAUGAUAAAAAAUGCCACAGCCAUCAAACACACGACCAUAAAGGCAGUAUUGGGACCAAACGUGGUAAACGAUGGACUAGAGCUUGUACUGAAAUUAUUGGUGUUCAAUCCUUACAAAAGAUACACUGCAGAACAAGCACUCUCACAUAAUUACGUAUCAAGGUUUCAUAACCCGUCCGAAGAAAAAGUAAUGCUCAAUAGGGUUACACCCCCUUUAAACGACGACGUAAGACUAUCAGUAGACGAUUACAGAAAUAAAUUGUACGAAAUUAUGACGGUCCAUCACAAUUCGCGAUCCGGAAAAAUUAUCGUGUCGAAAGCAAAGACAAGCACCGCAAAGACUGACGUCGCUAAGCCGGAAGUGAAGUCAAAAGUCUAUAAGGAAACCGACAGAUAUUUGAGAAAUCAUCGUUGUGUUGCAAAAGAGACGCCGUAUCAAUCGCAAUCGGAACCAAAGUUUCGUCCUUCGAAUAUGAAAUUUGUCAAAUCGACUUUAAACAUCAAAUCCGAUUCCAAAAUACCAAAAGACCAUCAAGAUCCGAAGCAGAGCCGUCAAAGAACUUUGACGAAAUCGCAAGGGGAUUCCAGCAACAUGACGAGAAUGUCUGACAAUCAAAACAAACACAGCAGCGUUAAUCUGAAUAGAGAUAAACAGGUGAGAAAACGUAUAGUUUCGAGGGGUAACUCUUACACUAGUUCGUUUAUUAAUAAUGGUCCGGGGGUCAUUACUCAAAGCGCCUUGAUGGAAUUGAGAGCUGCUGGAAUGCGGUAAUGGACCGUCUUUUAGGAUAUACAAUACUGCAGUUUUUUUACUUAUUUUUAUACCACAACGAUUUUUUAUAGUGAUUUAUUGUACAGUAGGGCUCUUUUUGGACCUUACAGUAUACAAGUAUUGUACCUAUUUUUGCACCGGGUGAUUUUUGUCAAUAUAAGAAAUUUUAAGAUUG